Molecule: messenger RNA, 782 nt
Organism: Lingula anatina
Lineage: Eukaryota; Metazoa; Brachiopoda; Lingulata; Lingulida; Lingulidae
Source: RefSeq, a predicted model, not a curated record
CUUCCCCUUCUAUGACAGUGUUAUGUCGUCACCCCCUGUAUUUCACCGGUUACAACUGCCUUCGGAAACAGACCGACUUCAACCCCCAGACAUGCUACAUUUCCCCGGCAAACCCGCCUGAGAGCCAGAAACCCACGUGCCAAAAUGGCGGCAACAACUUCUGGUACAUCCACGUGGGUGGUAAGCGCACAGACUGGGUUCAGGGAACGGACGCCAUGUGUUUGUCUAUCUCGUCUUUCCCUGCACCAUGGGGUACGAGAGAGUGCCAGUUCAGCUGGACCGAAGAAGGAUGCAAGCAGCUGUUGCACUGGGCAGGCUGCAUCCCAUGGACAAGUCCCACGUGCUUCGACUGCAACAGUGCCUGGGACGUGUGUGACCGGCGGGGUGUGACUGACCCCUCUCUUGUCGCCAAGACUCGCUGUCCCGGCACCGGCGCCUGCUUCACGAGGAGGGACAAAAACGGAAUGGUAUACAGAGGCUGUGCCGAUGGCUGGGACUAUCUUGCUGACGUCACAACAGCAAUGGGCCCCGGAGAUGCCACCUGCCUUAAUGGCGGCGGCUACGGCAGCUUCGUAGAUCGCUGGUGUCUCUGUAAGGGGGAACUCUGUAACGGCGGUGCAAUGCCUGCUGCAUGAUAGAUAGAAUGCUCCUCUAUUCCUUACUGGUGUCCUUAAUUUUGACUUGAUUGUUUUGUUUAUAUGUGAAAUAUUUUAUAGACAAUCCACUGACGGAUUUAGUGGCGGUCCUGACCCCCCCUUCAAUUUCUGGGGAAAAAACAUCAA